GAUAGGAAACGAUUAGAAGCAGGCCUGCAGUUCCAGAACGAAGCUGAGAUCGCAGGCUAUCUACUUGAAUGUGAGAAUCUUCUCCGCCAACAAGUUAUGGACGCCCAGAUUCUUACUGAUGGAAAAUAUUAUCAGGCGGAUCAAUUAGUCCACAGGGUUGCAAAACUCCGAGAUAACCUUAUGGCCUUAAAAGCAGAGUGUUCCUCAAUCUACAACAAGGGGAGAAUACUAACAACGGAACAGACCAAGAUGAUGAUAUCAGGAAUAACACAAAGCUUAAACUCAGGAUUUGCACCAAGCCUAAGCCCUAAUUUAAACGCUGGACUAAAUCAGGGCUUGUCUCCCUCCUUGACCUCAUCCAGUCUGACGUCAGGUUUAUCAUCAGGUUUUUCUCCAAGACUGACCCCAGCCAUCACCCCAGCAUACACUCCGGGCUUCCCACCACGGUUAAUUCAAAGUUACAUAACUGGAGUUGACACAGGUGGACUUCAAACACUCAAGAUGACACAGAUUCGCAAACCUCUGAUGAAAUCAGCUUUUAUUGAUCAGAAUUUAACAGAAGAAGAAGUCAAUAUGAAAUUUGUACAGGACCUCUUAAGAUGGGUAGAUGAAAUGCAGGUACAACUUGACCGAGCCGAAUGGGGCUCAGAUUUGCCAGGGGUUGAAAGCCAUGUUGAAAAUCACAAGAAUGUUCACAAAGCUAUUGAAGAAUUUGAGUCAAGUCUUAAAGAAGCAAAAAUCAGUGAGAUCCAAAUGACUGCUCCCCUCAAACUCAGCUAUGCAGAAAAAUUGCACAAACUGGAGAGCCAAUAUGCAAAACUCUUGGUAAGAUCAUUGUCAAGAAGUCCAGGUCUCAGUGGGAUGUUCCUUGAUAAU
Notechis scutatus (mainland tiger snake) is the source of this 876-nucleotide messenger RNA. Lineage: Eukaryota; Metazoa; Chordata; Lepidosauria; Squamata; Elapidae. The record is from RefSeq and is a predicted model, not a curated record.